This is a messenger RNA of Pyrus x bretschneideri (Chinese white pear), 1391 nucleotides long. RefSeq lists its product as uncharacterized. The record is from RefSeq and is a predicted model, not a curated record. Gene Ontology annotation, cellular component: nucleus. NCBI's taxonomy places the organism in Eukaryota, Viridiplantae, Streptophyta, Magnoliopsida, Rosales, Rosaceae.
AUGGAGAUUGCAGAUCGGAAAAGGAGGAAGCAACGAGGAAGGAUGGAGGCAAGUGGAAGAAAUGGGAGAAACAGAGGUUUCAUAUUGAAGGCAAAUAUCCCAAAUUCCCUCCAUCAUGUCCCAAACAGUUGUAGAUCUCUCUCAAUUCGACAUCUCCAAAGAGCUAAGAACGCACUCACACACUCUCACUCUCGGUUUUCGCAUCAAUUCCGCAAAUUUCAGAUUUUUCGUUUUGGGUUUCUGUUUUUUUCUCAGGAAAAGGACAAGCUUGUUGCAGUAGUAAUUCGAUACGUGCUGUUCAAGACGCACCACAUCUCGGGGUGUCCGAUAAAGACCAAUAACUAUCGCCAGCGUAACCUUCCUACGUUCAUCAUUAAUGAGGCUAUACAGAAGCUCUCCGCCAUUUUUGGGUACGAAAUGCAGGAGCUUCAGAGGUCUCGUCCUUCUUCCGCUAAUCAGGGACGCCUUUCUCAACAGAGUGCUGUGGAGGCAAAAUCCUAUAUCAUCACGAGUAAGCUUCCUUCUGAUGUGUAUAAGAAGUAUGUCUUGAAUGACAAUGAUAGUACGGUUCCUCUCAAUGGUUUCACUUUUGUCCUACUGAGUCUUGUACAUAUAUCCGGCGGUAAAAUGACUGAACCGGAUCUUUGGCUUAAUUUGAGAUGAAUGGGAUUGGACGAAAGCAAUGAAAACCAUCCAGUUCUAGGAAACAUAAAGCAAGCACUGGACACACUUGUCCAGCAAAGAUAUUUGCAGAAAGACAAAGUAAGUGGACCUGAAGGCAAUACUUUGUUUUAUGAGCUUGGGGAGAGAGCUUUAGAUGCACCAUUUAGUGAGAGCACUAAAGCACACAUAUCAGAGAUCUGUGGCGGCCUUGCCUUGCUUGGCUCACAGUUGUGGCGGAUCUCACUAGAAGUGGUAAAGUUGCAGGUGGAGAUGAGCCAAUCAUCGAAGAAGAGCCAACCGGAGGAUUUCGUUUCUCGGAUUAUUGUAGGUUCGGUGUACGUUUGUACUGCAUCUAGUGGGUGAUGUCUCGCCUAGUGAGUGACGCGGCCCGCAUGUGAGAUGGUUUUGAUGUGGCCUCGCUUGUUAGCAUGGUUUGAUGUUGUCUCGCUUGUGUCGCGGAGACAUUUUGUGUGUUCUGUUAUAAGUCUGUUCCAUCUGCCGUCUUUGUGGCAGAUUUGUACCAAUUGUGCUUGUGCUAGUGUGUGGGCGUUUGUGGUAGCCAAUUAGGGGAUUGUCAUUAUUGCUUGUUUGUGCGAAGUGUCUCCAGAUCAAAUAUAUGGUCACUGCCCAUGUGGCAACCUUUGCAACUGUUAUCGUUUAGUAAUGGAAAAUCGGUAUUGUUUCUUGUAAAAAAAAAAAAAAAAGACUCAAAAGUUUUCCCUGUUCAA